Messenger RNA from Aricia agestis (brown argus), 3149 nucleotides. Its product is annotated as cilia- and flagella-associated protein 251-like. The transcript has 19 exons. Gene Ontology annotation, molecular function: protein binding. The coding region runs from base 146 to 3121 and encodes 991 amino acids. The record is from RefSeq and is a predicted model, not a curated record. Gene Ontology annotation, cellular component: motile cilium. Lineage: Eukaryota; Metazoa; Arthropoda; Insecta; Lepidoptera; Lycaenidae.
UUACUAUAGCUAUGACAUAAGGAUGAAGUGCUUGUCAUUUUGUUAUCAAUAUCCCAAGACGUUAUUUAUAUCUUGGAAUAGUCUUGGAAUAAAUUAUUCUUAUUCUUAAUCAAGGGUCCCAAAAUCGAAGAAUCAAGGCUUUACAAUGUUUUCAAAGAUCCACUCGUGGCCGACGCUGCGGCGCUCGGAGUCGGGGUCGGAUGCCUCUCAGUCUUCCCGGUCACGCUUCCACAGCGUGUCACUGCCAGUCAUGGACACAGCUGAUGUGCACAUUACCAGGAAACCCGCGCCCUUUGUGAUCCGCUGGAUAUACGGGUGCAACUGGCGCGCGGGCGUUGUGAACCUCAAGCUGACGGCGCCGUGGGAGACGCGCGUGCUGUACGCGGCCGGCAGCUGCGCCGUGCUCUACGACUGGACCAAGCACCAGCAGAGGAUACUGGAAGGCCAUAGGCACACGGUGACGAACAUAGCGGCGAACGGGGACGGUAAGAUCCUGGUGACGGCAGACUCCGGGCCGGAGGACGCGGUGAUCGUGUGGGACGCGCGCGACCUGCUGCCGCUCCGCACCAUCUUCAGCCCCCACGGCGCUAGCAGACUACACAAGAUGGCCGUCAGCGCCGACGCCAAGUAUAUCCUGACUGUCGCCUGCCAGGACCAAGCGACGGUGCACUGGUGGAUAUGGUCCAACGGCCUCGAUACGCCGGAAGCCAGUCACUCGUUUGCUGUGGGUCGAGGAGGCAUCGUCGACAUGGGCUUCGACCCCGGCCGCUCCGAGCAGUUCGUGGUGCUGGCCAGGUAUCAGCUGUGGAUUGGAUUAGCAGCAAAAAAAAUUAACAAGGAGCUCGGAGAAACAAGAGAAACGGACGAUUACGAGCUGAAAAUGCGUCCUAUAGGGGGAUCCAUGCCGGAGUGGGGGAGGUUCUCCUGCUACACCUUCGUGGAGAAUUCCUCGCGGGUGCUGGUGGCCACCACCAGGGGCCGCGUGCUGGUGUACAGCGGUGGAAACGGAGACCAAGUUAUGGAUUACGACCGCCUCAAAAACGUCAAGACGCUGCACAUCGAAGACAGAGCUAUACAUGUGAUAAAAAGCAUUGAUGGAAUUAUCGCGACGGCUAACUCUGGCGGCGAGGUGAAAUUCUACGACGAGGACAUGCGGCUGGUGUACGUGAUGCGCGACCGGCUCGGCGCUGUCCGGUGGAUCAGCUUCGACCUCUUCCCCAGAAAUAUCAAGAUUUUCAACCCUAAAUGCAAGAAGAUAUGUCCAUGCUGGGAGAAGGUGGCAACCAGUUCUGACUCUACCGGCGCGCCGUGCGACAAGCUGCUGCGACACAACCUGCCGCACGACUACUGUGUUGAACCUAAGCCCUUUGUCGCCAGGAACUUCUUUGUCUGUACGCGUGACGAAGGUAUCAAGUACGUGGAGUUUUUAACCGGGAAAGUGCUGACCGUCGUGGACUGCAGGGGCGCUGCGGCGGCCGCCGUCACCGUGCACCCGGAAAUUCCCCUGCUCUGCGUCGGCACUGUUGACGGUGCGGUGGAACUGUACGACGGCGGGCGGCGGCGGCUCGCGCGCCGGCUCGACCUUCGAGACUCACUCGGGGCUGAGAAGCACGACGACCGGAGACUCGCGGUGACUACCAUAGAGUACUCGCCCGAAGGAUUGCAUCUCGCUUGUGGUCUCAACAGUGGGAAAUUAUUAUUCUUACACCCGACAUUUCUGAGUAUAAAAGAGGAGAAGGACCAUACCAGAUACCCCAUAACGCACAUCCGAUACAGUGGAGACGCCAAGUUGUUAGCAACGGCGGACAAAGGCAGGUACGUGUGCGUGUACAAAUACGAUGACGGCUGGCGGUACAUCGACAAGCGGCAGGCGCACUACAAACCCAUCACCUCUCUGUUCUUCACGCCGAGCGGCCUCGUGUCGCUGGGCUUGGACCGGAUGAUGGUGGUGUACGAAGUUGGUGAUGGGGUGAAGGUGGUCAGCAGUAACAGAGUGGAGCAGUCGGCGUUGCCGCUGACCGGUAUACCGUGGCCGACGCCACCUGGGCUGGAUGAGGAGACUUUUCAUGUGGACCUGCGGCUGGUGUUGGUUGCUAAUGAUCAGUUCAAAUACAAGAUAGUGAACAGCUCUACCGGUACCUGUCUAUCCACCGUCCUCGGCCCGCGGUUCUCGCACCCGGCCCGCCGCCUGUACCUCGUCAGCAGAACCGCUGAUGAUGAGCAGCAGCAGUACCUGGUGUUCAUCACGAAGGACGUCGUAGGGCUGCAGAAGAUGCCGCUGGACGGGAACCCGUGGAAGCAUGUGGCGAUGUUGGGGCAUCCGCUGCAGGUGGUGGACUCGUGCUACCACGAGCGCAGCGGCGCACUCUUUACCAUCGGAGCCAAGGACUGUUGUGUGACGCAGUGGGAGACUGUAUUCAAGUCAGUGGAGACGACAACGAAGCGCGGCGGCUGCGGCCUGGAGCCCUACUACUGCCUGCUGGAUGGCGGCCGCCCCGGCUGGCUGUUCCAGGAGAUACGAGACCUGUUCUACUAUGUCCAGGUGGUGUGUCAGGGCACGUUUACGCCGGUAGCUCGGCGCGUGCGCGACCACAUCCCGGUCGACGCGCUGCCCGACCUCAUGAGGACGCUAGGCUUCUUCCUUACGGAGUACGAGGCAGAGAAUCUGAUCACCGAAGCGAAGUACGACGUGUACCGACGGCAGCCCUCAUACGAGGUGGACUUCGAGCAGUUCGUGAUGCUGUACCUAAACCACCGGCCCGCGCUCGGCGACAACUACAAGCAGGUGAGGGCUGCCUUCCGCCUCUUCGCGGAGCUGCGAGCCGCACCAGCCCUUCCUCGCGACGCGUUCAUUGCCGUGCUCGCACAAAAUGGAGAAUGUUUCUCCCGGGAGCUCAGCUGGUACCUGCUGUCAGUGUUGUGUGAGAUGUGCCCGGAGACCAGAAGCAACAUGGUGGAAGAGGACUUCUCCUUUAUGCCUGAGAAUAUAUCACUGAAGGACUUCUUAACAAGUAUACUGGGAGUGCAAGAAGUGGAGUGUUCUGACCAGUCCGUCAAGGAGUCCAUAUACUCUGCUGCUACAUCCUCCACGGCCACUGGAUCUACAGUUCCUUACUAUUAAAUAAUUUUACUCAUAAGCUACGAAUAAU